Molecule: messenger RNA, 4473 nt
Organism: Esox lucius (northern pike)
Lineage: Eukaryota; Metazoa; Chordata; Actinopteri; Esociformes; Esocidae
Gene: chsy3
Product: chondroitin sulfate synthase 3
Exons: 3
Coding region: 1086-3551 (821 amino acids)
Cellular component (GO): Golgi cisterna membrane
Molecular function (GO): glucuronosyl-N-acetylgalactosaminyl-proteoglycan 4-beta-N-acetylgalactosaminyltransferase activity
Source: RefSeq, a predicted model, not a curated record
UGUAGACUUUUUUGUUUGGUGUUUUUGGCUUGUUUUUUUCCUAUGAUUUCACAGAUGCAGAAGAUAAUUGUCCAUUCAUCAAUAAUAGUUUUCACAAUUGCAAUAAAUCAGUUAAGCGACAGGCAAUGCGCCACAUGUUAUGUAGGCCAACCUGUAGCUUACCUCUUAAGCACAGCAAGCUGGAGUGCAAGAUGUAGGGCUUACGCAGUGUGUGUCGGGUGUACGCAGCAUGCCAUAACGUUUCAACCGAUGUCGCUUCUCAAUUUUCAUAAUUGGUCUCCUUCGGACGUCACGCGGGGAAGAGGAACUCGCUCGUCGCGCUCCGCCCUCUGCCUGCCUGUCCAGCAAGAAGAGACUCGUUACUUCGUUGAGAAAUGAAUAGCCUCAAUUCACACUGAUUGCUUGUUCCUGAAACGCUGGGAAAUUACAGAGGACAGACGGAUGAUAUGAAAAGUUAUUUAUCCAGACGUCAAUCUAUAAACAAAAUGGCGAGUCAGGGGCGGAUAAACCCGCUUUAGGAAGCAUAUUACUAGAUAGGGACAGUGUGCCUAAACAAAAAAAUUGUUCUUCACACUUCAAGCCUGCGGAGAACGCGCAUACUUGACAAGAGGUGACGCAACGAAGCGAGUUGAAUUCAGUGGAGUUAACUUUUUGGGGGUACAUUCUUGUGUAUGGAGGAACAAUGUGCCCACUGGAAAGUAAUGAGGAGUCUUGGUUACAACGUUGCAUUUCAUUCGGACUGCACAGCAACUUCUUCCGUCGCCCGGGACAUUGCAAAUAAAGAUUUUGCCACUGAGCUGGCUUACUUUAGCUACUCAGCAGACGUUAGUACAAAAUUGUAACAUGACAAUGUACCGAGACUAACAGAUUAUCGGCGGAUUUAUAGUUGUCGGACACAGGAUGGUAUCCAUGGAGGUGGGGACACAUUCUUACCUUCAGGUUACAUUACUCAUCUAAUACACUCCGCAAAUGAUUGAUAACCAUUUAUGGCAACUGCUUGCUCUAAAUCCGCAAAAUCUAGUGAGCACUCUUCGGAUGAUACAUUGUGUUUAUAGCCUAUUUAAACUCUGAAUAUUUGUUCAACCAUGGCCGUUAGGUCCAGACGACCGUGGAUAAGUGUAAUUGUCGGGGUCUUUCUUGGAUUUACGGCGGCAUCUUGGCUUAUUGUGCCCAGGGUAGUGGAAGUCAGUGGGAAAAGAAAGAAAUCUUCGAUAUGCUCAUACUACAGUAAUUCCGCCAGCAUUGGUAAAGUGCCCGAAAUCAUCGGAGGUACCGCAAGUCAUGCUUUACGCAAAGACCCCGAGGAUCCUCUGUCCAGCCAAGAGGGCAGUGAAGAGGAGGAAGAGAGCGUCCACAAGACUGGUAACGGUAGUGGGGACGGUGGUAGGCCUGUUUCCAAGCCGAGGCAUUUUCUUUACGUGGGUGUCAUGACAGCCAAGAAGUACCUCGAUUCGCGCGCAGUGGCUGCACACAGGACGUGGACACGUUCCAUUCCGGGGAAGGUUGAGUUCUUCUCCAGCGAGGGCUCUGAAAGUGUCCCAUUGCCCGUUUCCUUCCCAGUGGUGUCAUUGACAGACGUGGACGACUCAUACCCACCACAGAAGAAGUCAUUCAUGAUGUUAAAGUACAUGCACGACCAUUAUCUGGAUAAAUACGAGUGGUUCAUGAGAGCAGAUGAUGACGUCUACAUUCGAGGUGAUAAGCUGGAGUCGUUCCUGCGCUCUCUGAACAGCAGCAAGCCCCUCUACCUGGGUCAAACUGGCCUGGGCACGGCCGAGGAGCUGGGCAAGCUGGCUCUGGAGCCGGGUGAGAAUUUCUGCAUGGGGGGGCCCGGCAUGAUCUUCAGCCGGGAGGUGCUGCGGAGGAUGGCGCCCCACAUUGGCACCUGUCUCCGGGAGAUGUACACCACCCAUGAGGACGUGGAGGUGGGCCGCUGCGUUCGUCGCUUUGGGGGGACCCAGUGUGUCUGGUCCUACGAGAUGCAGCAGCUAUUCUAUGAAAAUUAUGAGCACAACAAGAAGGGCUUCAUCCAGGAGCUCCACAGCAGCAAAAUCCACAAUGCCAUCACGCUCCAUCCUAACAAGAGGCCAGCCUACCAGUACCGGCUACACAACUAUAUGCUGAGCCGCGACAUCUCCCGGCUACGCUACCGCACAAUCCUCCUGCAUCGCGAGGGCCUGACCAUGAGCAAGCUCGGCAGCACAGAGGUGCAGUGGGAGGACCAACAGCUGGGCGCGCCGCCUUCCUACACACGGUACCAGCCUACAGAGAGAGGGGACGUUAUCCAGUGGGACUUCCUCACUGGCCGGCACCUGUACUCGACGGGGGAGAACCAGAUGCCCCGGCAGGGCCUCGGCAGCCUGCUCCGGACAGCCCUGGAAGACACGGUGCUUCAAGUCAUGGAGAUGAUCAGUGAGAACUCCAAAGCCCGCGGGCGAGUCAUUGACUUUAAGGAGAUCCAAUAUGGCUACCACAGGGUGGACCCCCGGCAUGGGGCAGAGUACAUUCUGGACCUACUGCUCCUGUACAAGAAGCACAAAGGGCGCAAAGUGACAGUUCCUGUUCGGCGGCAUGCGUAUCUGCAGCAGUCUUUCAGUCGGCCCUUCUUCAGUGAGUCUGAGGAACUGGACGUUGCUGAGCUGGUGGAGGCCAUCAACACAGAGUCCCAGUCCUUUUCUUUCCUCUCCAGCUCCUUAAAGAUCUUCUCGUCUUUCCAGUUCUCUGAGUCGACCGGGGAGAUGCGCCAACACAGCCAAAGGAAGGUCAACAUGCUGGUCCCCCUGACAGGCAGGUAUGACAUCUUUGUCCGCUUCAUGGAGAACUUUGAGAAGGUCUGCCUGAUACCCAACCAGAACGUCAAGCUGUCCAUCGUAUUGGUGGACAACGACAGCAACCAGGACAGGGAGAAUCACUUAGAACUGAUCAGGGAGUACAGCAAGAAGUUUCCCAAGGCAGACCUGUCGGUCAUCCCCAUGACCGGAGACUUUUCCCGUGGGCUGGCUCUGGAGCUGGGCUCCUCACAGCUUGAUAAUGACACGCUGCUGUUCUUCUGUGACGUAGACCUGGUCUUCAAUGGGGAUGCCUUGCAGCGAUGCAGGGACAACACCAUCCAAGGGAGGCAGGCUUACUAUCCCAUAGUAUUUAGCCAGUACAAUCCCAAAAUUGUCUACGCCGGCAACCCCCCUGAUGAUAGCACUUUCGUGUUCACAAAGAAGAGUGGCUUCUGGAGGGAUUAUGGCUUUGGGAUUACCUGCAUAUUUAAAAGUGACUUGCAAAAAGCCGGAGGUUUUGAUACGUCAAUCCAAGGCUGGGGGUUGGAAGACGUUGAUCUAUUUACAAAGGUUAUCAACUCCGGUUUAAAUGUUUUCCGCAGCCAGGAACCUGGAAUCGUCCACAUUUAUCACCCUGUUCAGUGCGACACUAGCCUUGAGCCCAAGCAGUACAAAAUGUGCCUUGGGUCUAAAGCAAGUACUUACGCGUCUUCAAUACAGUUAGCCGAACAGUGGCUGGAGAAACACUAUGGGCUUGGGUACAACAGAACUUCCUUGUGACAUUCCUGUGCUCCGUUCAUGGCUCCCCCAUGAAAGGUUACCUCAGUUCUGCGCGAGUGCAGACAGUAACGGACUAUGCGUGUUUCUGUGUGAGUGUGGGUGUAGGAGACCGAGACCAAACAACAAGAGAAAGAGAGAGUUUAAGGGUAUGGUCAACUUAUCUCUGGAACGAUUUAUUUUGUUCCCCCGGUGAUUCGUUCUCUGUCGUCCUGUCAAUUCUCUACGGCGUCUUCCAAAGGACAUUGAAACAUGCUGGCCUCGACUCAGAGCAGAGCUUGUUGGGAACUGUGAUGUGGUUUGUUUCGUUUCUAUUUACAUUGUUAUCAUGAGAUUCACAUGUUUGCCUCAGGACCACAUCUUUUUAUCACAUGGCCAUCUCCAAUGAAUGUGUGCUUUGCAGCCUUCCAUUGGAUUAGCUGCGCAGAGCGCCCCUCGCCUACUGUGAAAAGGACACUGACAGCAUCACCAGAGAAUAAAGCAGUAAUAAUGUCGAUAAUAAUACUGAAACAAUGACAAUAAUGCUAAUAAUAAAUGUACUGAAAGUACCACAAACGUGCUUUAAAGCUCCCAGAUGGGAAACAGACUGUAAACUAGAGUUUUCUUAUUUAUACAAAGAAGAACCGAAAGUACUUCAUCCGCAGUAUUUUUUAAAGCGUGUGAAUAAUUUUGAUGAUUGUUUCUUUAUUUUCUAGUCAAAAUAUUUACAUGGAUUUAAGGUACUGGAUACCGUCCAACAAUCGCUGUAUUCCUAAUCACAUUGCAAAAGGCCCACAUUUUGUCAUCCUGUCUGAUGUGACUAUGCUUCAAUUACAAUGCAUCCUGUCUCCAUUACAAUAGCUUUGUGGCUUUGAAGUCAUUCAGUUUGCUGGCAAAAAACAACUAAGGUGUAUUAAAAUGGGUUAUUUAUAAUAAAAACAAAUGU